Molecule: messenger RNA, 1026 nt
Organism: Tarenaya hassleriana
Lineage: Eukaryota; Viridiplantae; Streptophyta; Magnoliopsida; Brassicales; Cleomaceae
Product: probable E3 ubiquitin-protein ligase XERICO
Exons: 1
Coding region: 404-859 (151 amino acids)
Molecular function (GO): zinc ion binding
Source: RefSeq, a predicted model, not a curated record
ACUGUCUGGAUGACGUGGCACGUUGACCGUGUAUAUGUGUCAGUUUAUGGGGUUGGUGAGUCAGCGGGAGAACCAGUAAGCACCACUUGGUUGGUCCUCCAAUGGCUUCUCAGAACACGUGUCCGUAUGCAGAUCAUCGGAAACAGACACGAGCAAACAGAUUUCUGAAACUACAAUCAAAAUCUCUGUCACGAUCAUGGGUGAUCUGAAAGAGGACCUCACACGACGCGUUUUGACCGCUAAACCCCACCAUUGAUUAAAAUAUCAGAACCAUGGUUAACAAUUGAGUGGUCGGUAUGAACACCCCCUCUGUAUAUAUCACCGAAAAGCCUUACCCUGGUUCUGAAUCAUCAUUCAUCGAUCGACAACAGAAAAAGCUUAUCACAAGAACACUGUAAAAAGGAUGGGGCUUUCACAUUUCCCGACAGCGUCGGAGGGCGUUCUGCCGCUUCUAGUGAUGAACACGGUUGUUUCAGUGUCUCUUCUGAAGAACAUGGUGAGAUCUGUUCUCCACGUGUCGGAAUCUGAGAACGAGGACUCGAGGGAAAUGGAGGAGGACCCAGAUGAGGACUCGGCGAGGAGGAGGAGAAUCUUGACAACCCAGUUCAAGUCUCUGUUCGAGAACAGGGGAGACGAAAGAGGCGAGUGUAGCAGUAGCAGGAGAGAUCACGGCAUCAAUGGCGGAACCAGAGAAGAAGACAGAGGAGCAGCGGAGUGUUGUGUCUGUCUUUGUGGGUUCGAGGAGGAGGAAGAAGUCAGUGAAUUGGUUGCUUGCAAGCACUUCUUCCACAGAGCUUGUCUGGACAAGUGGUUUGGCAGCAAACAUGCCACGUGUCCUCUCUGCAGAUCCAUUCCCUAGUAUCUGUUCAUGCUUUCACGUGUUUUUUUCCUUACUUUUUUUUUUCGGAAAGAAAGGAAGACCAGAGAUGUUGUCUUGUACUUACUGGGCGUGAGUUUAUACAUAUUUCGCUUCGGUUAUAUUCAAGUUUGAUUAUUCCAGUUUUUUUAUAAAAAAAAAAUUAUAAC